Messenger RNA from Lottia gigantea (owl limpet), 909 nucleotides. RefSeq lists its product as hypothetical. NCBI's taxonomy places the organism in Eukaryota, Metazoa, Mollusca, Gastropoda, Lottiidae. The record is from RefSeq and is a predicted model, not a curated record. Bases 1 to 909 code for a protein of 302 amino acids. The transcript has 2 exons.
AUGGAAUCUAUAUUACGUGUGUGUUAUUUCUAUGUAAGAUCUAUAUUACGUGUGUGUUAUUUCUAUGUAAGAUCUAUAUUACGUGUAUGUUAUUUCUAUGUAAGAACUAUAUUACGUGUGUGUUAUUUCUAUGUAAGAUCUAUAUUACGUGUGUGUUAUUUCUAUGUAAGAUCUAUAUUACGUGUGUGUUAUUUCUAUGUAAGAACUAUAUUACGUGUGUGUUAUUUCUAUGUAAGAUCUAUAUUACGUGUGUGUUAUUUCUAUGUAAGAUCUAUAUUACGUGUGUGUUAUUUCUAUGUAAGAUCUAUAUUACGUGUGUGUUAUUUCUAUGUAAGAACUAUAUUACGUGUGUGUUAUUUCUAUGUAAGAUCUAUAUUACGUGUGUGUUGUUUCUAUGUAAGAUCUAUAUUACGUGUGUGUUGUUUCUAUGUAAGAUCUAUAUUACGUGUGUGUUAUUUCUAUGUAAGAUCUAUAUUACGUGUGUGUUAUUUCUAUGUAAGAUCUAUAUUACGUGUGUGUUAUUUCUAUGUAAGAACUAUAUUACGUGUGUGUUAUUUCUAUGUAAGAUCUAUAUUACGUGUGUGUUAUUUCUAUGUAAGAUCUAUAUUACGUGUGUGUUAUUUCUAUGUAAGAUCUAUAUUACGUGUGUGUUAUUUCUAUGUAAGAUCUAUAUUACGUGUGUGUUAUUUCUAUGUAAGAUCUAUAUUACGUGUGUGUUAUUUCUAUGUAAGAUCUAUAUUACGUGUGUGUUAUUUCUAUGUAAGAUCUAUAUUACGUGUGUGUUAUUUCUAUGUAAGAUCUAUAUUACGUGUGUGUUAUUUCUAUGUAAGAUCUAUAUAUAUCCAGUCAUACCCUCAUCCUAAAGGCUUUGAUUGCUACUUUUAUCUGUCUCAAACCUUGGAUAGUUAG